Molecule: messenger RNA, 2251 nt
Organism: Morone saxatilis (striped sea-bass)
Lineage: Eukaryota; Metazoa; Chordata; Actinopteri; Moronidae
Gene: ptges3a
Product: prostaglandin E synthase 3a (cytosolic)
Exons: 7
Coding region: 303-863 (186 amino acids)
Biological process (GO): chaperone-mediated protein complex assembly; prostaglandin biosynthetic process; protein folding
Cellular component (GO): cytosol; nucleus
Molecular function (GO): protein-folding chaperone binding; Hsp90 protein binding; prostaglandin-E synthase activity
Source: RefSeq, a predicted model, not a curated record
UCUGGAACACUGGGCGCGCUCGUUCUAGAACGGUCUCCCAACCGCUCCGCUCCGCUCCGCUAAGCACCCCGUGCUCACGCUCGUGACGGGCGGUUGGCGAUACGUCACGAGAGAACGGGGAAAACACGCGAUGUUUUGGGGGAGACAGUAGUGUGUGUGUUCGAAAACGUUAGAGUUAACUGAUUUAACUGUUUUAACCGUUUAGGGUUUCUGUCCUUUUUUUUGCCGGCCACUGCAGCUAGGUAACACUAUAAUCUAUAUAGUGGUCCGACGAGGGAGUUUAAUUGCUAAAAACGGUAGAGAUGCAGCCUGCAACAGCUAAGUGGUAUGACAGACGGGACUCUGUGUUUGUGGACUUCUGCGUGGAGGACAGUAAAGAUGUGCAAGUAAAAUUUGACAAGUCCAAAUUUGAAUUCAGUUGUGUCAGUGGAACAGAUAAUAUGAAACACCAGAAUACAGUGGACCUGUUUGGAGAGAUUGACCCCAAAGGAUCCAAACACAGACGCACUGACAGGUCUGUGUUGUGUUGUUUACGAAAAGCAGAGGCUGGGAAAUCAUGGCCCCGACUUACCAAAGACAAGACAAAGAACAACUGGCUGAGUGUGGAUUUCAAUAAUUGGAAAGACUGGGAAGAUGACUCAGAUGAGGACUUGUCAAGUUUCGACAAAUUCUCAGAGGUAAGCAUGUUGAACCUGCACAGCAGCAGUGUGAGAAUAUCCAGCUUCACUGUAGUGUUGAUUGUUGUCUCCUGUGCAUUUCUACAGAUGAUGAACAGCAUGGGAGGGGAUGAUCUACCCGAUGGUGCAGAUGAAGAGCAUGAUUCUGCAGACAGCGAUGAUGAAAAAAUGCCUGACCUUGAGUAGAUGAAUAUGGAUGCUGCCUCAGUAGUAAACAAAGUGAGUUAUAAGUCUGUUGAAGAGAGACAAGACAAUGGUUGGCAGCCAUGUUGGAGAAGAAACCUCAUCUCUCUACUCAGUUUCCAAAGUGAAAUCCCUCAAGGGAGUGAACAGGGAGUGACUGUUGGAUACAGACGUGCACAGAGAUCCAUAGCGACAUACAGUGCUGUGCUUUGCUGUUCUGUUCUGCAUGGACAAUUAUGUUCAAAUGAAAAUGUUAUUGUUCAUUGACUUAAAUGACUGUAAUGGGAUGUUCUGAUGUCUUACACCUUCUCUCUCUCUUUUUUUUUUUUUUGCGAUGUCAGGUUAUGUAUUAAACAUUGUGAUUUCUAAUGAAGAAAAAAAAUUCAAAAUGCAUAUUUUCCAAAAAAAAUAGAUUUUUUUAAUGACAGAUUUCCCCUUUAAUGUUUGUAUUGUAAAUUGCACUUAUUUUGUUUGUUAAUUUAAAAAAGCAGGAGUACUGCUUGAAAUGGGUUUUCCAGUGUAUGCCAACAUCUGCAGAUAUUUAACAAUUUCAUUUUUUAAAACAUUUCAGCAUUUAAAAUAAACAUAUGUUUGUGCAACUUACAACUUGUGUUGAGAUUAUGGUAUUGGAGGGGUACAAUGUUUGCAUGUAGUCAUAUCUUUGCAAAGGUGUGUUUGUUUCUCCAUGCCAGUGUAUAAAACAUUGCACAUUGUAGCAAGUACAAAAAUACAUUUUCUUCCAGAGGUGAGUGCAGAAAUCCUUUGUAGGCUACUAAGAGUUUCCCAAAUAGUUUAAAACUGCAGUAGGUAACUUAUUUAAAACAUUACUUUUUGUCAUAUUUGCUGAAACGUUACCUAUAUCUUGACAGUAGUACAUGAGACACAAUCAGUGAAUAAAACCGGUUCCUCUGGCUCUUCCUUUUCCUCUUAAAGGCGUUUGUGUAAACAAUCAAAGCUGAGAAAGAUAGCUGAUUGUUGAGUCUUAUUUCCAUGUUUGCAAGUACCGACAAUGCACAUGAGACUCAGCAAUUAAUCACCUUCAAGCCACCAACUUAAAGUGUCUUUCCAUGUUUCUUGGCUAUGAUUGUUAUUUUUCCUGUUGUCUGAGGCAUGUUCUUGCAAAUUCAAUAAGAAGUGCUAAAAUGGGUCAGACGAACCUGUUUUUUCCACAGAUUAUUUGUCUCGUGUACUACUGUCAGGAUAAAGUAGGAUAAACGUUUCAGCAAAUGUAACAAAAGUGAUUUUUAGAAAAGUUAAAUAAUACCAGUUAUAAAUGUUUGUCAGUCAGAUAUACUAGAAGUAUGCUUUGGAGGCUUGUGUGUUUAACACUUUUGCAUUUGUCUUGUGGGAUUUUGGGUUUCUAAUAAACUGUUUCAGACCAUUGAAUACGA